AUGGUGGAGUUAAGAACUCGAACUCAUCUGCAUUCCCAAUCGCAUUCUAUCCGGGCCAUUAAAGACGGAUCGGUCAAACUAGUGUUGAAUGUGGCUGCAAGAGGGAAAUCAAAGCUCAAAUUUAGACAGUUGGUGGAUGUAUACGAUCUAGAAAACACCAAAGAUGAUACGUCGAUCCGGACAGUAGUCAGGGAUUUGGACAAUGUUUCUGGCAUGACACAAGGUUCGUGUAAGGUUGGUGCUGAGGUGAAUGUCAAACCUGUUCCAGAUGGUUUUAACAUGACGCUCGAGAAAAUUCGGAAACAAUGCAGAGAAAAUAAAAGGAAGCUUAGAAACCGCGGCGAUGCUGAGACGGCCUCACAAGUUAAAGUUAAACAGGAGUCCUUUACUCUUCAAACUGAAGGUGAAGGAUGUGAUCUUGAGGAGACUCUUAUCAGUUGGAAUACGAAAUUCUCCAAGAGAAGAAAGAGAAGGCAAGAGCUUAAAACAAAGAGUGGUUCUACUUCUUCUCCAUCUGCAAAACAAGUUGAUUUGCCUGUGUUAUGUGAUGUCAAGUCUGAGGCUUGUGAUGAUAGCUAUGCAGUUUCUGAAGCCAUGGAUUUCGUUCCCACUGAUCCUUUGCUAGAUCGUAACAAAGAGUCAGAAUCUACUACAAGUGUAGAGUUGGUGGAAGAGAUUAUGCAUGAAUUGUCCAAGGACACAAGAAUGGUUCUUUAUCGCAGUCCAGAGCCGAAUUCUUCUGGAAUGGUAGCCAUUGAAGAGCUUAUUACUACAGGGACUGUGGAUAAAACUUUGGAAGAUGCAUCAGACGAGUUUAACGAUGCAAAGAAAGCGGGAGGCUGCGUCGCUGAUGAUAUUGAUAUUGAAAACCAGGCAAAUGUUUUGUACAGUAGUGUGUCCAGAGAGGAAAUGGAAUUGGUGGUUCCACAAAGUUCAGAAUCUCAGACCAUUGGUUGUGUCAAGAACCUCAAUUAUUCUAAUACAAUCCCGGGGAGCGAAGAAGCUAAAGAGGAUGAGCAAAGCAACAAUUCAAAGCCUAAGUCAGACAUGACCAUAACUGGUUUGGAGAUUGUGAAGAUAGAAGCUCCAGAAAUACUUGCUAACUUGUACAUGCCCAUAACUGGUUUGGAGAUUGUGAAGACAGAAGCUCCAGAAAUACUUGCUACUGAUUCCUCGGAUUUCGAGGUAGGAAAUACCGAGAUUGUGUGGGAAACUGAAGACAUUGUUAAGGCUGAGCUUCCUGAAGCAAUUGAUGUUAUCCAGCUGACCAGCUGUUGUAACUUACUGGCUAAUUUGCAUUUAGUUCCUGAUGAUAGCGCAAUUCCAUUAGAAGAAGAUCAAGUUCCAGAAAGAUUACAACAACAACAACCUGAUGCAUCCUCAGGGAAUGUAGAUGAACCAGAAGACCACAAAAGACCACAACUCUAUAAGGCUCCUGACGAGAUUACAACAGGUGCAGAGACUGACAGUAUCGAGCAACAAAAGCUACACAAUCAACCUGAAAAACUACUCUCAGGAAGAAAGGCUUUAUCUCCCACCUCUCAAGCAAAACUUCGUAAGGCGAUGGAGCACCCCGAUUCACCUGAGAAGAAGAGUAAAAAAUCCAAAGGGAAACUCUACUUCAGUAGCCAAAGUUCACAUAGGAUACUCAAGGCUGAAGGACUAGACAACAUCGACCGAGUGGAAGUCAUUCCAAAUUCAAAGCAAGCCAUUCAGAAAGCAAAUAAUAAUACUCAGCAAACGCAGUAUCAUAGAGCCACACGCAAGUUUCAUCGACGAGAUACUCGAGCAGCAAAACGACCACCUUUUAGCACUGGAUGCACCUCUAUACAAGGAUGCUCACAGAAAGCUAUUGCCUUCACUCAAGGGCAAGUGCGUGAUUUCCAGUUUGUCGCAACUAGGCUCACAAAAGAGCUGAAAUCGAUGAGACAGAUUACAAAGAGAUGCCUCCUAGCUGAAAGCAACACUUCCAACAUGCCUGACUCUAACUUAGAUGAGGUGAAAACUUUGAUUAGAAAUGCAGAAAAAACCGAAGAGAGUAGCAAGAAAUGGCUUUCGAUAAUUGAACGAGACUGUAAUCGGUUUUGCAAACUCAUGGGUAUGGUCAGAGAAGACUCUCCAGUUACUGAAAACAUUGUUCAGAAGGAAAAGAAGAUCAAAUUUGCAGAUGACGCAGGAGGAGAUUUGUGUCAUGUCAAGGUUUUUGAGAUUGAUUUGGAAUCUGAAUCAUAA
Molecule: messenger RNA, 2232 nt
Organism: Arabis nemorensis
Lineage: Eukaryota; Viridiplantae; Streptophyta; Magnoliopsida; Brassicales; Brassicaceae
Source: the annotation of a GenBank genome assembly